This is a messenger RNA of Liolophura sinensis, 1738 nucleotides long. RefSeq lists its product as uncharacterized. Gene Ontology annotation, biological process: protein peptidyl-prolyl isomerization; protein folding. Lineage: Eukaryota; Metazoa; Mollusca; Polyplacophora; Chitonida; Chitonidae. The transcript has 6 exons. Gene Ontology annotation, molecular function: peptidyl-prolyl cis-trans isomerase activity; cyclosporin A binding. Gene Ontology annotation, cellular component: mitochondrion; cytoplasm. The record is from RefSeq and is a predicted model, not a curated record. Bases 360 to 854 code for a protein of 164 amino acids.
CCGAGAAAUAUUCAGCUGGUGUAGUGUUAAAUUUUACAAAGUAUGGAUCUAAACACAGUGAUAUUUAGCAGAGGCCAGUUAGGUCCAGGAAUAUGGGUUUUGGAUAUUUUGCAUAGUCCAGCAAUGCUCCACGUGGUAGUGUACUCAUAGUGCAAUCAUAGGUUUGGCUGCUUACGCAUAUGGUAGAGUGUGUAUGGCGUUUGUGAAAUGCCUCCCACGUGAAGCGUUUACGGAACAUUGUAUAUGGUCCCGGGCGUUUUCGGAUCCUGCGCAGGAAGCUUCAGGUACUACUGGUGCUUAGUUCCGGUGUCGGCAACGACGAUUAUUGUCAGGUUAUACACCCAGGAGUAAAAGACGAUAUGGCAAGAACCAAGUGUUAUUUUGAUAUAUCGAUCGGGGGUAAAGCCGCUGGGAGGAUCGUAUUCGAGCUGCGAGAUGAUGUAGUUCCAAAGACAGCAGAAAACUUCAGAGCUCUGUGCACUGGAGAAAAAGGCUUUGGGUACAAGGAUUCAAAGUUUCACCGUAUCAUUCCUGACUUCAUGUGUCAAGGUGGAGAUUUCACCCACGGCAAUGGGACGGGAGGAAAGAGUAUCUAUGGUGGAAAAUUUCCUGAUGAGAAUUUCACUCUAAAACAUACAGAAUCAGGUCUUUUAUCGAUGGCUAACUCUGGUCCUAAUACAAAUGGCUCCCAGUUUUUCAUCACUUUGGUUGAAACGGAUUGGUUAGACAACAAGCAUGUGGUUUUUGGUAAAGUGAUCAAUGGAAUGGACGUCGUGUGCAAAAUGGAAGAACAAGGUUCAGAAAAUGGUCAGCCCAUAGCUCCUGUGGUCAUCACAGACUGCGGGGUACUGUAGACCCCAGCAGACUCUGGCAGACCAUAUGUCAACUGGAGCCUUUAGAUGGUCCCGCCGUACUCCUUCUAUAUCUAAAUAUGGAUUUACUUCGUGGUUACACUAGAUUCUACACCAUGAGUUACACCAUAUUAGUUUAUGCUUGGCUUUACACCUUAGAGGGGAUAUUUUUACAGCCUUUUGUAUAGGUUGGGUUUUAAUUACUUUGUGGUUAAUACAAUUUGAAAGUACUAAGAUAGACGAUAUUAGUUAAUGCAUGACUUCACAUCCUAGAUGGGAUAUUUUACAACUGUUUUAUAUAUAGGCUUUCAAAUUUCAGAUGGUUAAAUCUUUGAAUAAAAUGACACUGGUAUCUCAUUAUAACACAUCUUACAUAAAGAUAACAUGAAAUAAGAUUUUGGCAUUUGCAUUCUUGUAUUAUACAUAGGUGUGAAGUCGAACAAAACGUAAUGCCAUAAGCAUUAAUAUAUAUAAAUAAAUUCAGUGGAAGUUUACUGUGUUCUGUUGCACUAGAAGAUGCCGUUAUAUGAUGCAAUUUUACAUUUUAAUUUACAUUUGGUACAUAUGACUAUAUACCAUUUUAUUUCAUUUUUUUUAAAUUUUUAAUUUGUACAUUAAUAUGUAUCUGUAAAUGCUCACAGGAUUUUCGUGUUGACAUAUAACGUAUGGAAGCUCAAAUCUGUGUUAAUGAGUUACAAUGAGUACUAAUGAACUGAUUGGUGGUGAUGUGCAAUACUAAGUAACUGUUACGGUACAUUAGCUUUAUUUUUAUAUUUUAUGCCGUUUUUAAUUGUUUACUUGAUCACUAUAAAAUAAAUUGUAUAAGCUUCUGUUUGUCCAAAAGCUUUUAUUUGUUGCACAUGGCGCAAUUUUAUAUCGCCAUUUAG